Messenger RNA from Gavialis gangeticus (Gharial), 787 nucleotides. Its product is annotated as coiled-coil and C2 domain-containing protein 2A-like. Gene Ontology annotation, biological process: protein localization to ciliary transition zone; non-motile cilium assembly. Lineage: Eukaryota; Metazoa; Chordata; Crocodylia; Gavialidae. The record is from RefSeq and is a predicted model, not a curated record. Gene Ontology annotation, cellular component: ciliary transition zone. The transcript has 5 exons. Bases 1 to 666 code for a protein of 221 amino acids.
AUGAAGGAUUUUAUAUUCCAAGAAAACCAGAAAUUUGUAAGAGAAGUUAUAACAAAAUGGAAAAUCGCCUUCUUAAAGAAGAAGGGAGAUACCAAGAACUUGUAUGACAUAGAAAAGCAAAAAGAUCUCUCUCUAAUGCACAGCAUAUUAAAAAUUUGGAAACAAAUAAAAUCUAUGCGUAGACACCAAGAAUAUACAAGUACACCUGUAAAGUUACAGUUUCAAAAAGGGCUUAUUAAGAAAAAGGAAGGUGGUGACUAUAAAGCAGAAUUAGCACAAGAUUUUAAAAGAGAGACAGUGCUAGUGGGAGAAGAUGAUGAUCACCAGGAGCAUUUUUCAGAAAUGUGGAAAGAACAGAAGGAUCUUUUGGAUUCAGCUAUUUCAUUUGAAAGUUCAGCUGAACUUCAAGAGAUAAAGGAAUGUAUUUUCAUACCACAUCUUACUCUUGCUGCAGAAGUAACACCAAUGUUUAAGUGUCCCAUGCAUGAACAGAAGAGAAGAACAAAAGUACAGAAGAAACAAUACUUUAUUAAAAUAUUUUACAAUGAAAAACAAGUCUCUUGUACUUCCGUGGCUCACCUCCAGCUGGAUUUUAAAGUGAUUUUUCAGCAAACUUUUAAUAUUCAGUUAUUAAAUUGGCCUGAAUCUCUUCGAUUGGAGGUAUAGUUAUUUAAUUUACUUCUGUGCUUUACUUCUAUACCACAUUUGAGACUUUCUAUAACUCCCUUUAAAGUCCAUGAAAAGACUUGUGUUAGAGGGUAAUUAUAGGUCAGUUAGCCUGCCAUAA